CACCUCUAGUGUUUAGUUCUGCUUCAAUUAUUUGAUAAACUUUGAAAUAAAAUAGAAAAAAUGAAUAUCUUGGACUUACCGGACACGGUGUUAAUGGACAUAUUAGAGCUGCUCACCUACGACGAGGUUGCCCGAAAAAGAGAAAUUUGCGCCCGUUUCAAUUACAUUUGCCAACAGGUGUUGAACACAGGUUUCAACAAGGUUGUACAGGAGCAUGCCAAGAAUUUCAAACGCAUUAAAUCACUGCUGCCACGUCGCGAAUCUGAACGUCGCAAUCACAUGCUGGCGCGUCAUUCCGACAUCCUGACCUCAAUCGAGACGCGCAUCUCAAUGCUGACAAUGACGUACUCCAAGUUUAUAGAUCUGAACAUAUGCUGCUUUAUACCCGGUCGCGUACUCGACGAAAUAAAUAGCAUAUUGAAACUUUUGGCCAGCACAACGAAACCCCUGCGUCCCCAUGAAGUGCUCCAAGAGCUGCGCGACAUCUCAUCGAUGGCUAUUGAGCAUUUCGAUGAGAAGAUUGCCGUUAACUUUAAAACUGCUAUGAAACUCAAUGAAUCUUCCGCCACGGGCAGCGCACGCGUCGUUGUCUGUGGUUCCCUGGGCGACAUUAGCUUCAAUGGCGUGAAAGUGAGCCCAAUGAAGAAGACACCGGUGCUACAACAGCAGUCGCCAUGCCAAAAUUUAAUUUGUAUGAGCCCCAAAACCGAUGUCAUGAUGCAGCAGGCACUUUUGUUCGCCAAAUCAUUGCCCACUAGCGGCGGAGAAGCCGAUCUCAAUCAGUGCAAUUGCCACCGCGAUCGACUAUCGAAACAGCUGCAGAAGCAGUAUCAAGCACAACGAUUGCUCACGUCGAGGAUACGUUUCCUCGAGGGAUCGCGCAAAGUGCACGAACGACGAAUGCAAGAGGCCCUCGGUAGCAUCACGGAACUUGCCACCCAAGUGUCCGAGCUGAAGCGACAACUUGAGGAUGUACUGGCAAAGGCAUCGCCAAGUGGUGCUACCAAACGCUCGGCAGUUGCUCCGGAUUGUCUGCCGCCUAGCAAGAAACCAAAAGCUUAGUGUUGCCUCAUGUAAGCAAAGCAUAGAAUACAAAAAUGUAAUUAGCCUUGAGUAUUAAAAGGAAAGUAGUGUACUUAGUAA
This is a messenger RNA of Drosophila sulfurigaster albostrigata, 1143 nucleotides long. RefSeq names its product F-box only protein 28 (gene pall). Gene Ontology annotation, molecular function: protein binding. The coding region runs from base 61 to 1062 and encodes 333 amino acids. The transcript is spliced from 3 exons. Lineage: Eukaryota; Metazoa; Arthropoda; Insecta; Diptera; Drosophilidae. Gene Ontology annotation, biological process: protein polyubiquitination. The record is from RefSeq and is a predicted model, not a curated record.